Talaromyces rugulosus is the source of this 2031-nucleotide messenger RNA. RefSeq lists its product as uncharacterized. Gene Ontology annotation, cellular component: plasma membrane. The transcript has 2 exons. Gene Ontology annotation, biological process: urea transmembrane transport; spermidine transport; putrescine transport. The coding region runs from base 1 to 2031 and encodes 676 amino acids. The record is from RefSeq and is a predicted model, not a curated record. Gene Ontology annotation, molecular function: spermidine transmembrane transporter activity; putrescine transmembrane transporter activity; urea transmembrane transporter activity. NCBI's taxonomy places the organism in Eukaryota, Fungi, Ascomycota, Eurotiomycetes, Eurotiales, Trichocomaceae.
AUGGCUGGUGUUGCUCAUUUCACCGUUCCGCUGCAUCAGAGCUUUGGCUAUGGCAUCGUGGUCGGGCUGGGCUUUGCCUUUGCCUUGCUGAUGAUCUUUAUCACAUGGGCUUUGAAGAGAUAUCAGUAUGAAGUCCAGACCUCGGAAAUGUUCUCGACCGCAGGCCGUACCGUCAAGUCAGGCCUGGUAGCGUCAGCUGUCGUCAGUAGCUGGACCUGGGCAGCAACUCUUUUGCAAUCGUCAACGGUAGCUUAUGAGUAUGGUGUCUCUGGUCCUUUCUACUACGCGUCUGGCGCGACAGUGCAGAUUCUCCUGUUUGCUACCCUGGCCAUUGAAUUGAAACGCCGCGCCCCCAAUGCGCAUACCUUCCUCGAGGUCAUUCGCGCACGAUACGGCACUGUAGUUCACUGUGUCUUUAUUGUGUUCUGUUUAAUGACCAACAUUCUCGUGACCGCCAUGCUGCUGACUGGCGGCUCUGCCGUUUUGACCGCACUGACCGGCAUGCACACUGCCGCCGCUUGCUUCUUGCUCCCCAUUGGAGUCGUGCUGUAUACUGUCUUUGGUGGAAUCAAGGCUACGUUUAUUACUGAUUACCUGCACACCAUCUUCAUCGUCGUGAUCAUCUUUGUCUUCGCCUUCAACGCAUACGCCUCGAGCCCCGUGCUGGGCUCGCCCGGAAAGGUGUAUGACAUUUUGACGGCCGCUGCAAAGGCAAACCCUGUCGAUGGGAACUCGCAGGGCAGUUAUCUCACCAUGCAUUCGCGCGAAGGUGGCAUCUUUUUUGUUAUUAACCUGAUUGGCAACUUUGGAACGGUUUUUCUCGAUAACGGAUACUACAACAAAGCCAUUGCGGCGAGCCCCGUUCACGCAUUCCCUGGAUAUGUGAUUGGCGGUCUUUGCUGGUUUGCCAUCCCAUGGUUGUGUGCCACCACUAUGGGAUUGACAGCCAUUGCUCUACAGGGAGACUCAAUUUUGAGCUCUACCGACGUUACUGCGGGUCUUGUUUUGCCGUACGCUGCUGUGCAGUUGAUGGGAUAUGGGGGUGCUGUGGCAACGACUUUGAUGGUCUUCAUGGCCGUCACAUCUGCUUUCUCCGCGCAGCUGAUUGCUGUGUCCUCGGUCUUUACAUACGAUAUUUACCAGGCGUACAUCAAGCCUUCUGCAAAGGGCCAGAACCUGGUCUGGAUGUCCCACAUGGCUUGCGUUGUGUAUGCUCUGAUCAUGGCUGGUUUUGCUACUGGUCUCUACUACGCUGGAAUUGGAAUGGGCUAUCUGUACCUGCUCAUGGGAGUCAUCAUUUCUGCGGCUGUGAUCCCGGGCUCGUUGACUCUGUUAUGGAAGGGACAAAACUGGGUGGCCGCAGCACUGUCGCCGCCGCUUGGUCUGGCAGUUGCUUUGAUCGCCUGGCUUGUGACAGCAAAGUCUCUGUACGGCGAACUGACCGUGGCCACUACUGGACAAAACUACCCUAUGCUUGCCGGAAACGUCGCCGCACUACUCAGCCCGCUGAUAUUCAUCCCCAUUCUAACCCUGAUAUUUGGCCAACAAAACUACGACUACGAAUCCAUGCGCAACAUCCGCAAAGUCGACGACUCGGACGUCGCCGCCGCGGCACACGUCGAUCUCGAAAUGAUCCCCGGCGAAACCAGCCACCCAGAAGACAUGACGGCCACCGAAAAGCAAAAACUCGACAAAGCCGCGUUUUGGGCACGCACACUAACGGUGAUAAUGACUUUGUGUCUGCUCAUCCUCUGGCCCAUGCCCAUGUAUGGCUCUGGCUACGUUUUCAGUAAGAAAUUUUUCACGGGCUGGGUUGUCGUUGGCAUUUUGUGGUUGUUUUGUACUGCGUUUGGCGUCGUUUUGUUCCCGUUGUAUGAGGGGCGUGCCAGUAUUGUGCGUGUGGUCCGGAUGAUGGCUUUGGAUGCCAUGGUCAAGGGGAGGAAGAAGCACCUGGCGCAAGAGCCGGAUACGUCGGUGACGGCCAGUCCAGCGCAGGCGGCUUCUGUUGAGAAGUUGCCAGUGGCGGAGUAA